AUGACUCGUCCGAUUUACGAGCUUCUUACUAAAGGCAAAAAGGUGCUUAUCAAUGGCAGGCACGUCUCAUACCAGGUUAUAACGUCGUUGAAGAAAAAUGUGUUUCAAGCUGUGACUGUUGGAAAUAACAAACCAGUGAUGAUAAAGACAGAAAGCUCUGUUCCUGGGGUAUAUGAUAUGGAAAGGAAUUGCUAUGAGUUCCUCUGUAUCAAAAGUUCACCAUACAUACGUGCCAUCUAUGAGGUGAUCGACAACGACAUAGACAGAUGCAUGGUGUUUGAAUGGAUGGAUACAGACCUAUGGACGUUAAGGCCACGAGCGCAAGAGCUUUGCCGGCCGUUUCUCAAGGCCACGGCCAAGCCUAUUCUUAAAGUUAUCAAGGCAUUCUCGGACAUGGACGGACAGGAUGCAGUAGUGAAUACAGGUAUCAAUCCAAACAAUAUUCUUGUCUCCAACGUAGAUUCACCUCAACCGUUAGUCAAGCUAUCAGAUCUUGGGGCGGAUAUACGGGGUUUGAUAAAGCUGCUCACCAGUACUAGUAAUUCCUUCCAAGGGGUUCGGUGGGUGGCGGCUUCAGGGUUUGGCCAUUCGGGCGCCAGAGACAUAGAAAAGGGCUUUACCCGCACCGCCAUGCGAUGUCUGGUCCACUGGCGUUACCCACAUUUCUCUGCCGCCAGAGCCUUAUUUGGGCCUGGAGACCAAGAUUCUCACGCCAAAGCCCUCUCAAAAGGGGUUAAUCAGGCUGCUUGGUCUAUCGCCAAAAUAACCCAGCUUGUCGGCCCUUUGCAAGGGAUGAGAAUCCCAGCUGAUGUAUUUGUUCAGAGACGUAUAAUCGAAAUAGGGUCUCUGAGAGAGGAGCUUAUCAAAGUCAAUGUGCCUACUGAUUAUAUCGACUUUAUCCAAUACCUCCUGACUGUUGACCACAGGGAACGACCAACAGCAGAAGAAGCGCUACAACACCCAUGGCUUCAGGGAUAG
Nannizzia gypsea CBS 118893 is the source of this 978-nucleotide messenger RNA. RefSeq names its product CMGC protein kinase. Gene Ontology annotation, cellular component: nucleus; cytoplasm. The record is from RefSeq and is a predicted model, not a curated record. NCBI's taxonomy places the organism in Eukaryota, Fungi, Ascomycota, Eurotiomycetes, Onygenales, Arthrodermataceae. Gene Ontology annotation, biological process: protein phosphorylation; intracellular signal transduction. The coding region runs from base 1 to 978 and encodes 325 amino acids. The transcript has 6 exons. Gene Ontology annotation, molecular function: ATP binding; protein serine/threonine kinase activity.